Drosophila innubila is the source of this 1843-nucleotide messenger RNA. It is a transcript of the gene Atg14, whose product is annotated as beclin 1-associated autophagy-related key regulator. The record is from RefSeq and is a predicted model, not a curated record. The transcript has 2 exons. Gene Ontology annotation, cellular component: extrinsic component of omegasome membrane; autophagosome; mitochondria-associated endoplasmic reticulum membrane contact site. NCBI's taxonomy places the organism in Eukaryota, Metazoa, Arthropoda, Insecta, Diptera, Drosophilidae. Gene Ontology annotation, biological process: mitophagy; autophagosome assembly; cellular response to starvation. The coding region runs from base 103 to 1608 and encodes 501 amino acids.
GUUGUUGCCCAACACUGGUUUGUCAGGGGAAAAAGUAUCAAUAACAAAAACAAUUAUCAAUGAAAAUUGACUACGCAUAUUAAGUGCAAUGAUUUGACUGUAAUGGCAAACAGUUCCAGCUCCGAUGAAAGCUCCAAAGCGCCUGAAAACUUUCAAUUAUCAAGCGUCUCGACAAACGACGACGAAGAAGAGGUAGAUGUCUGUGAUGGCGUUGCCGUUGGCUACACAAAGAAUCCAAAUUGCGAUGUGCGCGUAAAGACAACAACAGCUGGUGGCGCGGGUGGCACCACGGGACUGCGCUGUCCACUAUGUUGCAAGCAACAGCGUCAUCUGCAUUGUCGGACUUGUGUCAAGAAUGGAAAUAUUACUCAUAGUUCUGACGAGAGAACUGAAAGCCUGCAGGAAAAACAACAGAAAUAUAUCAAUCUACAGGCGAGCCUGAAAACUUAUAGCAAUCGCUAUGAGCAUCUCAUACAACAGCACAAAUGCAACGAGAAUCGCAUGAUUGCGAUCCGGGCGAAGCGGGAGCAACUGCAGCUGUUGCAACAGCUGAUCGGCAGCACGACGCAGCGACUGCAGCUGCUCGGCGAGCAGAGGGAUGAACUGCGUCAGGCGAAUGCGGAGAAACGCAAGAAUCUGCCCAAGUAUCCUACCAAGGUGAAAAUGCUGGAGGAUUAUGUGAUUGAUCGUUCCAUGCGCAUCGAUAAACUUCGGCAACAGCACUUGGGUCUGCUGGACAGCAUCAAGCAAACGGCACGCCGGGACAUACAGCAGCUUGUCACCUACAUAUUUCCCAUCACCGAGGUGGUGCUAAGGGACGAGCAGCAGCGUAAGGUGACCGCCGAGAGGAGCGAGGAGGCGGAAACCAUUGCAGCCCUGGCCGAUGCCAAGAACACCUCGUAUAUACGGGGUAAGUGGGUAUUCCAUGGCAGCGGAAUCAGUGAGGUACAAUAUCGGAUUGUGGGCCCCUCGCUGCCAGCCAAUGGCGACUACUCCGCCUACCUGGACUGGCUGUCCGACAACAAGGACGAUGUGCCCAAGACAACGGCCAACGAGAUUACGCCCAGUCGCUUUGAGGCCUAUCGCAUUGUAGGCGCUCUCACAUACACAGCACAAUUGACGCAGUUGCUCAGCUUCUAUCUGAAUGUGCGACUGCCACAUAAGCUGGCAUACGGCGACUUCUGUCGCAAGCUGCUCAACGAGGAGCAGUUCCUGCGCAAGGUGUGUCGGGUCAACAACAACAUCAUGUAUCUGGCCUACACACAGCAGGUGAAACUGCGAGCACUCAACGAGCAGCAUACCCUCGAGAAUAUACUGGCCAUAUUGGAUCUGGAGCGCAGUGAUUUAGGGCGAUUCGGUCACUUGGAUGUGAACAAUGCGCCGCUUAUGAAGUCGGUGGAUUCCCUACUCAUUGGCAUUGAAACUGCCACAGAAUCGGAAUCUGAAGAUGAGAGCUCGCUGCGCCUGGACUGGGAAUCGGUGCCGAGUGUUAGUGUGUCUCAGCCCGAGCUGACAACAGAGUCCAAUCUGAUACCUGCGGUGGCACAACAAUCCACAAUUGCGAUGGCAGCCAAUAAAUUCACCUCAAUGCUGCGCUGGAUCAAGUGAAACCCUGUUAAUUUUAACUAGAUUAAGUUAAGCUCAAUGGAGCGACAAGCGGUAGAUAUGAGAGAUAGCUCCAUCAAGUGAACCACCAUUAAAAAAUCAAUGUGCCCCAUGCCAAACAAAAUACAAUACUAACAAUCUGAAGUAGAUUAUAGAUUUCAGAAUGGGGACAAAAAAAAAUAGAUAACAAUUCUGUUAGGUGAUGUACGUGUAUAAAUAGAUGUAUCCAAAAUGAAAA